AUGGUUGGGGAUCAGCCUGUAUGUCCACCUCAGCUCCUGCUGCGGGGCUGGGGAGCUGUGCUGCUGUCUCAGUGUUUGUCCUCCGUGUCCUCCCAGAUCCCGGAUCCUGAGCUUUUGCCCACAGAUCCCCCGAAGAAGCCGGACCCUGUCAACUCAGAGACUGUUGUUUUCUGGGGGCUGCGGUUAUGGCAGGUCAUCGCCAUCUUUUCUGUGUUUGUUUUAGCAGUUGUUAUCACUCUGUGUUGUAUUUUUAAAUGUCGAAUUCCGAGAACCAAAAAGGAAAUCGAGGCACGGCACGCACAAAGACAGGCCGCCAAGAAAUACGCCAACACAUUAGAGACAGUGCCACCUCUGAAUGAGCUCACUGAGAUCCCAGGAUCUGCAAAAGCAGACGAAAAAGAGGAGGUGUCAACAGUCUCCGGAAAAGUGGAUGCUGAUAAAGGAGAGAAGAAGACAAAGGAGGGCAAGAAAGAGGGAAAGGGUGCCAAAGAAGGAAAAGGAGAUGAAAAGGAUGCAUCAUCCAAGAAGGGUGAAAAAGGUGAAAAGGGAGCAUCUAAGAAGGAAGCGGGUGAAGGGAAAGGGAAGAAAUCUGGAGAAAAGGGAGACAAAGGGGAAAAAGGAGAAAAAGGAGGCAAAGGAGAAAAAGGAGGCAAAGGAGGGGCGAAGGGGGGAGCCAAGAAAGCUCAAAAGUGAACUCAACCCUCAGUGGAUGAACACUGAAAAAUACCAUUUCAUAUUUUUCACUGAGA
This is a messenger RNA of Plectropomus leopardus (leopard coralgrouper), 749 nucleotides long. RefSeq names its product transmembrane inner ear (gene tmie). The record is from RefSeq and is a predicted model, not a curated record. Gene Ontology annotation, biological process: sensory perception of sound; inner ear morphogenesis. NCBI's taxonomy places the organism in Eukaryota, Metazoa, Chordata, Actinopteri, Perciformes, Serranidae.